AUGGGAGGUCCUGUCGAGCAACUUGUCAACGAUUUCGGCAUCCAGUUCAUCCACAGCACUCCAUAUUAUGCUCAGUCCAACGGUCAAGCGGAAGCUAGCAACAAGAUUAUUAUUACCCUAUUAAAGAAGAUGCUGGUAGAAAACCCUCGACAGUGGCACGACACUUUGUAUGAGACAUUCUGGGCUUACCGCACCUCCAAGAGGAAUCUCACUGCUACCACACCCUAUGCACUAAUGUUUGGUCAUGACGCAGUUUUACCUUUGGAAAUCAACGUUCAUUCCUUACGUGUGCAAGAUCAGCACCACUUGAUAGGUGAAGAUUAUGUUCAGGCGAUGUGGCAAGAACACGAAGACUUAAGCGAGCAGCGCUUAGCGGCUUUGGAUAAUUUAGUAAUGGAAAAACAGCAUAUCGCCCGCGCUUAUGAUAAGAGGACACACGGUCGCAGUUACAAAGAGGUAGACCUUGUUUGGAAAGCUGUUCUGCCUUUCGGCGAGAAGUUGACCUGUCGUGGCAAGUGGACUCCACGAUGGGAAGGACCCUUUGUUGUUCACUGCAUUUUGGAACGCGGGGCUUUUCACCUCAAGGAUUUGGAUGGAAAAAUCCAUCGUAAUCCCACCAACGGGCGAUUCCUGAAGAAAUAUUACCCUAGUGUUUGGGAGUUCGAAGAUCCACCUGAUCCACCUUCGUCCCAGACUGGGGGGCAAUCAUAG
Messenger RNA from Rosa chinensis, 711 nucleotides. RefSeq lists its product as uncharacterized. The record is from RefSeq and is a predicted model, not a curated record. The coding region runs from base 1 to 711 and encodes 236 amino acids. Gene Ontology annotation, molecular function: nucleic acid binding. Gene Ontology annotation, biological process: DNA integration. NCBI's taxonomy places the organism in Eukaryota, Viridiplantae, Streptophyta, Magnoliopsida, Rosales, Rosaceae. The transcript has a single exon.